This is a messenger RNA of Microthlaspi erraticum, 3939 nucleotides long. The record is from the annotation of a GenBank genome assembly. Lineage: Eukaryota; Viridiplantae; Streptophyta; Magnoliopsida; Brassicales; Brassicaceae.
AUGGAUAAUAACAAUUGGAGGCCGUCUCUUCCAAACGGUGAACCUACCAUGGACACAGGUGACUGGAGAGCUCAAUUGCCUCCUGAUUCACGCCAGAAGAUCGUCAACAAGAUAAUGGAAACACUAAAGAAGCACCUUCCAUUUUCUGGACCAGAGGGGAUUAACGAGCUCAGGAGAAUUGCUGCUAGAUUCGAGGAGAAAAUUUUCAGUGGUGCCGUUAAUCAGACGGAUUACCUUAGGAAAAUAUCUAUGAAGAUGCUGACUAUGGAGACUAAAUCCCAAAAUGCAGCUGGUUCUUCCUCAUCUAUCCCUGCCGCCAAUAAUGGCACAUCCAUGGAUUCAAUUCCCGCCAAUCAAGGUCACCUUCUUCCAGGAACGUUACCAACCAAUCAAUCUCAAGCACCUCAGCCGUUACUCUCCCAAACCAUGCAGAGUAAUACAGCCUCUGGGAUGACGGGUUCUACUGCUUUACCAUCUUCCAUGCCGCCGGUUUCUUCGAUAACCAACAAUAAUGUCGCAAAUUCUGUAAACCAGAAUUCAAAUAUGCCAAAUGUAGCCGGAAUGUUGCAAGAUUCAUCUGCGCAGCAUGGCCUUUCAUCGAACAUGUUUUCAGGAUCCCAAAGGCAGAUGAUGGGCAGGCCACAUGGGAUGUCUUCACAGCAGCAACAGCCGCCACAGAAUGCACAGAUUCUUUAUCAGCAACAACUGCAGCAGCAGCUUAUGAAGCAAAAUUUUCAGUCAGGGAAUGUUCCCAAUCCCAAUUCGCUUUUGCCAUCACACAUACAACAGCAACAAAAUGUGCUGCAGCCUAAUCAAAUGCAUUCGUCUCAACAGCCUGGUAUUGCAACAUCUUCUACGCAGCCCUCUACUGUGAGUUCAGCUCCUCUCCAGGGUCUACACACAAAUCAGCAAUCCAGUCCGCAAUUGUCUGCUCAGCAGACGACGACGCAAUCUAUGCUUCGUCAGCAUCAAUCGUCGCUGCUAAGGCAACAUCCGCAAUCACAACAAGCCUCUGGUAUCCAUCAGCAGCAAACAGUUUCUCCUCUACAACAGCAGCAAGCACAAAUGAUGAGGCAACAAGCUGCAAAUACCUCAGGCAUCCAACAGAAGCAGAUGAUGGGGCAGCAUGUUGUCGGAGAUAUGCAGCAGCAACAUCAGCAAAGAUUACUGAACCAACAAAAUAAUAUGAUGAACAUUCAACAGCAGCAGGCGCAACAGCAGACACAGCAGCAGCAGAAGCAGCAGCCACCGGCCCAGCAGCAAUUGAUGUCUCAACAAAACAGCCUUCAGGCAACGCACCAGCAGCCGCUCGGCUCUCAGAGCAAUGUUUCAGGAUUGCAGCAGCCACAACAACAGAUGCUCAGUUCCCAGGUUGGCAAUUCGAGCUUGCAGACUAACCAGCACUCGGUGCACAUGUUAUCACAGCCAACAGUUGGGAUGCAACGAACACAUCAGGCUGGCCAUGGCAUGUUUUCUUCUCAGGGCCAACAGUCACAAAAUCAGCAAUCCCAACAGCAGAUGAUGCCCCUUCAAUCGCAUCAUCAGCAGGUAGGUUUGCAACAACAACCUAAUCUACUACAGCAGGAUGUGCAACAAAGGCUACAAUCUUCAGGCCAAGUCACAGCAUCGCUGGAUUCGACGGCACAGACGGAAAAUGCAAACGGAGUUGAUUGGCAAGAGGAGGUUUUCCAAAAGAUCAAAACAAUGAAAGAGGCGUACUUACCAGAUCUAAAUGAAAUUUACCAGAGAGUUGCAGCCAAGUUGCAGCAAGAUUCUAUUCCGCCGCAACAAAGAUCAGAGCAGUUUGAGAAAUUGAAACAAUUCAAGACAAUGUUGGAGCGAAUGAUACAAUUCCUAUCAGUUUCAAAGAGCAAUAUUAUGCCUGCAUUAAAGGAUAAGGUGGCAUAUUAUGAGAAGCAGAUUAUCGGUUUCUUAAAUAUGCACAGGCCGAGGAAGACAGUACAGCAAGGGCAGCUUCCGCAAUCUCAGAUGCAGCCUAUGCAGCAACAGCAAUCACAGACCGUUCAAGAUCAGUCUCAUGAUAGUCAAACAAAUCCGCAAAUGCAAUCAAUGGGCAUGGGGGGUUCUGGGCCAAGGGCACAACAGAGUGGUCUAACAAAUAUGCAGAACAAUGUUCUAUCAUCUCGUCCUGGAGUUUCAGCUCCACAGCAGAACAUUUCCAGUUCCAUACCGGCUUCUAGUUUAGAAUCAGGCCAAGGAAAUGCACUGAAUAAUGGCCAGCAGGUUACCAUGGGAUCCAUGCAACAAAAUACUUCUCAACAAGUAAAUAACAGUUCUGCCUCUGCUCAAAGCGGGUUAAGCUCACUGCAGUCUAAUGUUAAUCAAACGCAGUUAAGUUCUAGUUUGCUUCAGCAACAGCAGCUGAAGCAACAGCAAGACCAACAAAUGUCGCAGCAGCUCAAACAGCAAUUCCAACAGCGCCAGAUGCAGCAGCAGCUACUGCAGAAGCAGCAGUUAAUUCAGCAGCAGCAGCAGCAACAGCAACAGCAACAGCAACAGUUGCAAGCAAGACAGCAGCAACAAAAUGAUAUGAAUGAUUUGACAGCGAGGCAGGGGAUGAAUGUCAGUCGUGGGAUGUUUCAGCAACACUCUCUCCAGGGUCAGCGUGCUAAUUAUCCUCUUCAACAGCUAAAACCAGGAUCCCAACUUCCUGGUUCGUCGCCUCAACUUCUGCAAGGUGCAUCUCCUCAGAUGACACAACAACAUAUGUCUCCUCAGGUCGACCAGAAAAAUCUGUUAUCUGUCAACAAGAUGGGAACUCCAUUGCAGCCUGCAAACUCCCCUUUUGUGGUCCCAUCUCCUUCAACCCCCUUGGCUCCGUCCCCGAUGCAAGUUGACUCUGAGAAACCUUCUGGUGCUUCUUCAUUGUCAAUGGGGAAUAAUGCACGCCAACAAGCAACUGGCAUGCAAGGUGUUGUUCAGUCCCUUGCAAUUGGCACUCCAGGGAUCUCUGCUUCUCCUCUCCUUCAGGAGUUUACUAGUCCUGAUGGGAAUAAUUCAAAUCCUUUGACAAGUACAUCUGGAAAACCCAGCGCUACUGAGCUGCCUAUUGAACGCCUUAUUAGAGCCGUGAAGUCCAUCUCACCGCAAGCGCUCUCUUCUGCAGUAAGUGACAUCGGAUCCGUUGUAAGCAUGGUUGAUAGGAUAGCUGGUUCAGCUCCGGGAAAUGGUUCAAGAGCAUCAGUUGGCGAGGACUUGGUUGCAAUGACUAAGUGUCGUCUCCAAGCAAGAAACUACAUGACGCAAGAUGGAAUGAUGGCGACCAAGAAAAUGAAGCGCCACACAACCGCAAUGCCAAUAAGCGUUGUUUCGUUAGGAGGGAGCGUUGGUGAUAACUACAAGCAGUUUGCAUGUUCGGAGACAUCAGAUCUGGAAUCAACUGCGACUUCUGAUGGGAAGAAGGCAAGAACUGAGACCGAGCAUGCCCUUUUGGAGGAAAUCAAGGAAAUAAACCAGCGGCUGAUAGAUACAGUUGUCGAGAUUAGUGAUGAUGAAGAUGCUGUAGAUCCUAGUGAGGAAGCAACAGCAAGCAAAGGGUGUGAAGGAACAACAGUUAGAUUCUCGUUUAUAGCUGUUUCUCUCAGCCCAGCCUUGAAGGCUCAUCUCUCAUCAACGCACAUGUCUCCUAUUCAACCAUUGCGUCUGCUGGUUCCAUGUAGCUACCCCAACGGCUCUCCAUCUCUUCUGGAUAAACUCCCGGUGGAAACCAGCAAAGAGAACGAGGACCUCUCGUCAAAAGCUAUGGCAAAGUUCAACAUAUUGCUAAGAAGUUUGUCUCAGCCAAUGUCGCUCAAAGACAUAGCCAAGACAUGGGACGCUUGUGCUCGGACUGUCAUCUGUGAGUACGCACAGCAAUUUGGCGGUGGGACUUUUAGCUCAAAAUACGGUACUUGGGAGAAAUAUGUAGCCGCUUCCUGA